This is a messenger RNA of Trichobilharzia regenti, 2372 nucleotides long. Lineage: Eukaryota; Metazoa; Platyhelminthes; Trematoda; Strigeidida; Schistosomatidae. The record is from the annotation of a GenBank genome assembly.
CAAAAGUGAAACUCAUUUUGAUCGCCGUCACAUGGAUUCCACUGCUGCCUUUCUUCAUUUCUGUGUUCAAGACUUCUUCAGCAAGAUAACAAAGUCCAAAGAAACUACAUGCCGGGAAGCUGUUAUCCAAGAAAGGAGAGAUGCAGGUGCCAAGAUAGAUUGGAUUUCCGCUCAAAUGAUACUUCUUCGUGAUAUGUUCAACAACUACAGCCAAAACCACACGAAUACACUGCAUACGAGACUGUUUCCAGUAACAUCUUCAAUCGGUUACUCUCAUGAGAUCCUUCGACGUAGAGCCAUACACUACUUGCAUGAAAUGAAAUACACCUCAGUCGGACUGCACAAGAUCGCUCAAAGUCUCGAAGAAUUCAGUAAUCUGCAUGAAAGUAAUACAAGUGUGUCGUCAAUCAGAAUAUCACUGGAAAGAUAUGAAAUUCAACUACACGAAAUCAUUGAAGACAUGGAAGCCCAUCUGAAAGAAUUGGGUGAAACAGAUGGCUUUUCAAGAUUUCGAAUAACCGGUUUGAACCAACUCGCUGAAACAGUACAGAGGCGGAUUCGACAACUGCAGAAUCCAACAAACUGCCAAACUGCCAAAUAUAUUACAUUCGACUUUACGAAUUUAUGUGGAUUCGGAUGCUCUGUUCAUCAGCUAACUGCGUGCUUACAUAUGGCCUUUGAACAUAAACGAGUUCUGGUUUUGAAGAAGAACUCUCCUGGAGAUAUUUUUCGUGAAUGGCUUAAACAGAACACAAUACCACUCUCGGAGAAAUGUAGUUAUGAAGACUUGAAUGAUAAAACAGAUAUUAUCGAAUGUCCUCUGAAAGCAUAUAUUCCUUCAGACAAGGACUGGAUUCCAAACGUGUUACCUAGAGAUUUAGCUGAAAAAUUAAUAUAUUUGCAUGAAGCACCGUAUGCAUGGUUUGCUGGUCAAUUGACCGCAUACGUUUUGCGUCCGAACUUGCAUCUUUCUCAGCUAAUCAACCAAAGUUUGAGUGGAUUUAGGCGGAGUGAUCAUCCAGUGGUUGGUGUGCACAUAAGACGCACAGACAAGCUAAUUUGGGAAGCUCAAUCACAUGAUUUGGAAGAGUACAUGAAGCAUGUGGACGAUUAUUUCAAUUCAUUUGAGAAUACUACACCUCUUUUGAAGCCUGAAAUAUAUAAUUCGAAUGGCUACAAUUUGAAUAAUCACACAAAGGAUAUUGAACGUUUGACAUACAGAAACAGAAGUGUUUAUUUGACGACAGAUGAACCUUCUCUCUUCGACCAGUUCACCACAAAUCAUCCAAAUUAUAUUCUAUAUGGCAGUCAAAGAAGGUCGAUGUCAGCUGGUACUGAAAAUCGCAGAAGCAUGGAUUCAAUGAGUAAUGCAUUUACUGACACACUGGCCUUAUCAGAAACAGAUUUUCUGGUGUGCACAUUUUCAUCAAAUAUGUGUCGUCUGGCGUAUGAAUUAAUGCAGACCCGUCAUGAGAAACUGGGUGAUGCAUCACAACUGGUUAAAUCUCUCGAUAAUGUGCACCAUUCAGAGGAUUUCUCGAGAGUCAAAUUUGAGGUGCUGAUACCAGAUUUGAGAGCGGGACUGAACUAUGGCGAUUUGGUAAAUCUAUACAAAAAUCACUGGAACGGUUCCUCAUCCAACAUCCUCAUGUGGCGUAAUGAUGGCCGAAGUGGGGAUGGACAACAGAAAUUAUCGAGUGACAAGCAAGAAAAUUCAUUUAAUGCGCCUGCAUAUAAAUUCAGACCUGAGUUGAAAAUAACCAAUUUCAGCUGGUUGUAGAAGGGAAAAUCACCUUCAGGUGUAACGCCUUACAACUGUAAUCUCUGUAAUAUUUCUACCUUGAUUUCUUAUAUACUGACAUACACAAUAUGCGUUUCUCUUAUCUUUCAAGUGGAUUUGUGUAUUUGUGCGAGAAUGACUGUCAUUAAGAAGAGUUUAGUGUCUUCUUGUGUUUGUGUGUAUUCAUUGUCAUGACGAGAAAUUCCAUAUGGUUUGGGAGAAAUUGUGAUUGAGAUGAGUGAACUAGGCAUACUUCUAUAAGCAUUAGUGUAUUUCAACAUGCAGAUAUUGCCUUCUUUGAUUACUUGUUAUCCCUGUACGAUGGCAUGUUCGAGUAGAACUUGAAAUGAUGACUUUUACGCAGACGGGUUAUUGUUGAGAUAUUUUAGUCGUAUUUGCUUCAGUUAUUUAUAUGCGGAUAGAUUGGGAGUUCACAUCUGCAUUCGUGAUGCUUUUUCUUACUGAAGUAUGAACAGGCAUGAAAGCGACUAUUGUUGGUCUUCAUCCUAUAGUGAGAUUGGAUAUUCAAUAGUACGGAAUAAAUAUCUGCAUAUGAUAGUGAAUAAAAAGUCAUGAUUCAUGAAUCAUUCGC